UUCUCUUUUGACCCUUUAAAGCCAAUCUUUCACUUUUGCAUUGCACCAUCGCUCAACUUUCAGCUUCGCAUGUUUCUUCUAUGGCACAAAGUCCGGAUUCUGUCUCUGAACCGGUACCGGGUACUCCCGGAAUCCGUGAAGUGAGGCCCGAUGUGGCGCCUGAAAGUUUCGGACUUUGCGCCCCGCAGAAUGUCGCUAACCAGGGGACGAGGAAGGUGGGUUUGAGGGCGGAGAUUGAUACGUCGCCGCCGUUCGGGUCAGUCAAGGAGGCCGUGACCCGGUUUGGAGGAAGCGGGCCCUGGAUUCCUUAUUACAAGGGCUUUGAGGAGCUAGACAUAAAGAAAGUAGAAGAACAGGCAGCAGAAUUAGAAAAGGAUCUAAUUGUAAAAGAAUUGGAAACGCUCGAUGUUCUCGAAGAACUUGGAACGACAAAAAGAAUUGUGGAAGAGUUAAAGCUGCAGCUACAAAAAGAAGCGUUGAGAUGUAUGACAGUAUCAGAUGAACAGAUGUCAAGUCCUGCUAUCAAAGAAAUGAACAAAGAAAAUUGCAGCUUUCAUGUUAAUCACCGAGAGCAGCAGAGAAUAGGAAGUUUGAGCCCUUGUCCUACUUCGUCUCCUGACUUGAUCUUAAUGGAGUUGAAGCAAGCAAAAUUGAAUCUUGGUAAAACUAUUAAUGACCUAGGAGUGAUUCAAACUUCCGUUGAGUCUUUGAAUAAGAAAAUGAAGAAAGAGAAAACAUUUCUUCAGAAAACACGCAAGAGGCUAACAUCGAAAUUUGCAGGGGUGUUGUCUUUGGAGGAGGAGCUGAAACAAGCAAGAGUGAAGCCGCUUAUAGUUGACUGUGAAAUAAGUGAUCACAAAGCUGAACAGUUGAAGCAAAUGGCUGAAGUUGAAAAAUCAGAAGUUUCCAAAACAAUGUUGGCAAAUGAACAAACCAAGAUUAAUUUAAAAACUGCUGAAUUGAGGUUGGUUGCAGCCAAAAAAAUGGAGGAAGCAGCAAGAGCAGCAGAAGCUGUUGCAUUAGCUGAAAUCAAGGCUUUAUCAGGCAAUGAGACCUCAUCAGGAUUUGUAUUGCCAGAGCCAGAGAAAGUAGCCUUGUUUGAAGCACAAAUUCCAUUGACUCCUAAAGCUCAAAAAGUUGAAGGGCUUGCCAAGAAAGUAGAAGUUGUGAAACCCCAAAAGCGUGAAGGUGAUAUCACUAAAAUGUCUAUUUUAAGUAAAUUGAGGGAAGCAACAGAAGAAGUUAAACAAAGUAAACUGGCCUUAGAAGAAGCUUUGAAUAAAGUUGAAAUGGCAAAUAGAAAGCAGUUUGCUGCUGAAGAGGCUAUUCGCAGAUGGAUACCGGAGAAUGAUCAAGAAGGACAGGGACAUACAGGUUAUUGUGAUACUGGGCUCAGUAAUUUCGAUUUGCAUCAAAUCGAUAACCAUCUAGAUUCUCCUUUAAAUCAUGAAAUUAAGGAUUGCAAACCAGUCAGUGAUGAUCCAAAGCCUGUUCUAAAAUCAACAGUUUCAAUGCGAGAUGUACUCAGCAAGAAACAAGUUUUGCCAGAAGAAUGUGUAAUGGGAAAGCCAAAAGAAGUCCGCGAAGAAAGAGAAAAAGUGGCCUUGAGUCAGAUGCUUCAUGAAUUGAGAGAGGACUUAAGAUUUCACCCAAGAGCUGAGAAAGAGGGAGGUGAUCAUCAAAAGCCGUUCAUCACACAAAGGAGAAAGUUUGGAUUUAUUCAUAUAUCUUUGCCAAUGACAAAACCAAGUAAGAAAAAGAUGCAAGAUUUAAAUAAUGUGAUGCAUUAACAAAUAGACAAAUAAUUAAUUUUCUGGUUGUGUAGUAGUUUUUCAUUUUCUUUGUUGUCUUGCACUGUUCUUGUGCCAUGGUUAUAGCUUGCUUGUGUUGUUUGUGCCUUUCAUUUCAGGUUUCUUUUUCUUUAUAUAUUCUUUCAUCUGUAGAGAUGUAUUGUGUGAGUCUCUAUAUUCAUAGCUUGGAUUUAGCUUUUGGGCACAGCUGGGCUCUAAGUUAUUUUGUUUACUCGUUUAUGUUGAAGUAUAACUGUAUAAGGAGUUAUCUUCCUAUAGAAAAUUGAUUUAAUGAUAAAGUUUGGAUUAAGAAUGCA
Jatropha curcas is the source of this 2107-nucleotide messenger RNA. Its product is annotated as WEB family protein (DUF827). Gene Ontology annotation, biological process: chloroplast avoidance movement; chloroplast accumulation movement. Gene Ontology annotation, cellular component: cytosol. Lineage: Eukaryota; Viridiplantae; Streptophyta; Magnoliopsida; Malpighiales; Euphorbiaceae. The record is from RefSeq and is a predicted model, not a curated record.